AUUUGAACCAAAGGAAAAAAGUAAAACUAAACGCGCUCUCUUUCUUCCUUCGCAAACAUUUUAUGCAAAACAACAGAGAAAAAUAUAUCAAGAUCUGAGAGCAUCUACAAUGGGGUCGCUUCCUCCGUCACUGGACCUCCCAUCACCGCCGUUGGGAAAGCCCCCUCACCUCCAACUCCUUUCCGAAACUACCCUUCUCAACCUCUUCAAAUCCCAACAAAACCACCUCAAUUACUUCUUCCAAAACCUCGACUUUUCCCAAGCAUUGUCCUUCACCCAAACCCUCCUCAAUUCUCGUGGCACCAUUUUCUUCUCCGGUGUCGGAAAAUCCGGUUUCGUCGCCAGCAAGAUCUCCCAAACCCUAGUCUCCCUAGACAUCCGCUCCUCUUUCCUCUGCCCUCUCGACGCUCUCCACGGCGACAUUGGCGCACUCUCCUCUGCCGACGUUCUCGUUCUCUUUUCUAAAUCCGGCUCCACUGAAGAACUCCUCCGUCUCCUUCCCUGUGCCAGAGCCAAGGGGGUUUAUCUCAUUUCUGUUACCUCCGUUUCUAACAAUGCCCUGGCCAACGCUUGCGACAUGAAUGUGCAUUUGCCGUUGGAGAGGGAGUUGUGUCCCUUUGAUCUGGCGCCGGUCACUUCCACUGCGAUCCAGAUGGUAUUUGGCGACACCGUGGCUAUUGCGCUUAUGGGAGCUAGGAACUUGACUAAGGAGCAAUACGCGGCCAAUCAUCCCGCUGGGAGGAUUGGGAAAAGCCUUAUUUUCAAGGUAAAAGAUGUGAUGAAGAAGAAAGAUGAGCUUCCAAUUUGCAAGGAAGGCGAUUUGAUAAUGGAGCAACUGGUGGAGCUGAGUAGCAAAGGAUGCGGAUGCUUGCUGGUUAUAGAUGAUGAAUAUCACUUGCUUGGGACAUUUACAGACGGUGAUUUGCGGCGUACUCUUAUUAAGGCCAGUGGAGAAGCAAUAUUCAAGCUCAGAGUUGGAGACAUGUGCAACAGAGAACCGAGAACCAUUGGUCCGGAUGCAAUGGCAGUGGAAGCCAUGAAAAAGAUGGAAUCACCACCUUCUCCUGUACAAUUUCUGCCUGUUAUUGAUCAUCAAAAUGUCUUGAUUGGCAUUAUCACAUUGCAUGGAUUAGUGUCAGCUGGCCUUUGAGAUGUAUGUCUGGAUUUCAAUGUGACAUAAGUGUUAACUAGAAUUUAUAGUUCAAACUAUGAUAGGAUCUUAUGUAUACUGGACAUAAUUUCUGACCAAUUUAUUUAUUCUAUGUGAUAUGUUUGGGCAUUUAAAGAGUAAA
Molecule: messenger RNA, 1292 nt
Organism: Gossypium raimondii (Peruvian cotton)
Lineage: Eukaryota; Viridiplantae; Streptophyta; Magnoliopsida; Malvales; Malvaceae
Product: probable arabinose 5-phosphate isomerase
Exons: 3
Coding region: 110-1150 (346 amino acids)
Biological process (GO): carbohydrate derivative metabolic process; carbohydrate metabolic process
Molecular function (GO): isomerase activity; carbohydrate derivative binding
Source: RefSeq, a predicted model, not a curated record